CCUCCAGUCGGCCGGCAAAAGGCAGAUGUCAGCCUUAGUCGUCGCCGGCUUUGGGACCAAUGCAAUGAGGGGUCUGGUGUUUGCCCGUCUCAACAUUGAGGCCUACAGCGGCCGCUUUCCGAUAUGCCCCCAGCUCAGCGAAUCAAAACUGCUCAUACCGUGCAAACAGAGCCUCGUCUCUAUCCAUGUCUGCCUCGCUUCACUCUGCCCAUCCGUUUGCUCUUUCUUUAUGCAGAUAUCCUACUAAAUGCCGCAUGUUUUUAUCGCCAUUCUUUGACUUUUACAAAGUCUAGGAACAUCGGGACCGCUAUGGCCCUCCAUAGCGCGCACCGGAUCUGUCGUGACGGUAGAGGUUUAUCUCAAACGGAAAUGUCACCAAUACGCAUCCAUGGUCUUCUCAAAGGGAAUUCUAUCCUGAGGCGUGACUCUUGGAGUGUUUUACGGCUAUAUAUGAUGGGAACAUCGCGCCCUUCUUGACCUCGCCCACAAGCUUUCAGAUCCAACCCACCGUUCGACAAGGCAGGCAGAAACGCACAUCUCGCCUCAAACAAGGCCCCUUUAUCUUUGGCUUGACCAACUUUAUCCCAAUCAUUCACCAUGAAACAGGAAAACACUCCCCAAGACAACCUGCUUGCUAGUCCGAGCCUUCUUCGCAAAAUCGACCAGCUCCGUGAGAGGAAUAUCGGCCAGCAUGUCCCUCUGCCCCAGCUCGUUGUUGUGGGUGACCAGAGCUCUGGCAAAUCAUCUCUUCUGGAGAGUUUGACUGGAAUUCCGUUCCCGCGUGAUGUUGAACUCUGCACGCGUUACGCCACUCAAAUCACCCAACGCCGCGAUCAUUCAACUCAUGUCAACAUCACUAUAAUUCCUGGUCCGAAUUCAUCCGAUGAACACAAAAGCCAUGUCGAGGCGUACCAUGGCAGUGCCCUGUCUGGUGAGGAUUUGCGCGCCAAAUUUCCGGCAAUUUUGCAAGAGGUCAACGCCAGAAUGGGCAUUCGAAUGAGCUCAUCUGCCAAAGGCGGAACCGUCUUCAGUGAGGACAUCCUCAAGAUCGAGAUUUGCGGUCCCAAGGAAGACUAUUUGACCGUCAUUGACGUUCCCGGUAUCUUUCGUAACUCCACUGAGGGCGUCACUACCAAACAGGACAUCUUGUUGGUUCGGAAUAUGGUCACUCACUACAUUCGAGAUAACCGGACCAUCAUCCUGGCAGUCUUGCCUUGCAACAUCGAUAUCGCUAACCAGGAGAUUCUGACUCUCGCGGAGGAGUACGACAAGAAGGGUGAACGGACCCUCGGUAUUCUCACAAAGCCAGAUUUGGUACCCGAGGCCAGCGGCAAAGAUACGAUUUGCAGCAUCGUCGAGAACAAAAGGAAGCAGCUGACUUUGGGCUAUUAUGUCGUGAGGAGUCGUGGCGCAGAUCAAGACGACUCUGGCUAUGAGUCCCGCGAACAAAUGUUCAACGAAGACCCCUGGCGUCGCCUUGACAGGGGGAGAGUUGGUGUUCGCGCACUCAAGACAAAACUGGGUGAGCUGCUGGGCGAGAUGGCGAAGCGUGAAUUUCCCAAGUUGAGGAAGGAUAUCGGCGAGAUGCUCAGUCGCGCGGAAAAGGAGAGAGAUGGGCUCGGUCCCGCUCGUGGCACUGAUACCGAACAGCGGAUAUUCUUGAGCCACAUCGCUGACAAGUUCCAGGAGUUGACAAAGGCGAGCCUAGAGGCUCGCUAUCAUCAUGACCCGGCAUUUGAGGCGUCCUUCCAUCUCAAACUCGCCACCCUCAUGGCGUUCCUUGCCGAAGAUUUCAGUCGCGAGUUUGAAGAAAAGGCUGCAUUCCGAUACUUUGAGAACGAAGACUCUGACACCGACGACUAUGACGAUGACGAUGACGACGACGAAGUCGUUGAUGAGGAUUUUCUGCCCAUGAAUCCCAACCAGACAUUGCCUGCCGCGAAUGCAAAGAGGAUUCUGAGGGCCGCAACUCGUGAUCUUGACCCGGAGGAGUUUCCCGAGCUCGACGGCAUCAUCAGUGACAGGUACGAAGUUGAGGAUCCAGAAGAUGAUAUCAUGGACUGGAUAACAAAUCUUUAUGUGCGAUCACGCGGCAUGGAGCUUGGUCAUUACACCAACGCGGUGCAGGCAAGUGCAUGGAGAGAGCAAUCCAGUAAAUGGCCCAUCAUAAGUCGCGCUUUUACCAGCCGCGCGAUCAUGAUCGUCCAGCGCUUCAUCACAGACACGCUCAGCAUCGUGUGCCCUGAUAGCACGCUUCGGGAUACCUUGUGGUCAUGCAUCCAAGAGGAGGUGCUCGAGCGAUACAAGAAAGCGACUGGUUUUCUCGAGUACCUCCUCUCCGUUGAGCGUGAGAUCAAUCCUUACACGCUCAACAAGCACUUCAACAGGACCCGUCAAGAGGCUCACGCGGACAGAGCAGCUUCCCACAUUCUCGCGACACUGCAAGAGGCAGAACAAGCGGGCGGAGACAACGCCACCGUCACCAUCGGCCAAGUUCGCAGCUCGACUAGAGACAAAUCCAACAUACAAGAUGUGGCCGAGCAGCUCCACGACGGCCUAAGCUCGUACUACGACGUUGCUCGGAAACGGUUUGUCGACAACGUCUGGACUCAGGUUGUUCAGUCCCACCUGCUUUUUGGCUCCAACACUCCGCUCAGGGUCUUCACCCAGGACUGGGUGAUUGGGCUUGGUGCCGAGCAACUUGAUGCCAUUGCUGGGGAGUCGUCGAGUGUCAAGGAGCAGCGGGCUAACUUGGCUCGCAAGAUCAAGGACUUGAAGGAAGCGAAGAAGAUUUUGUCGUUCUGAAGAGCUGGCUGUACAGGAGUUUGAGGUGUGUGUUUACGCCAGGACUUUGUUUCGUAUUGACUUGAACGGGUAGCUAUUAAAUAUCGUGGUUUUCAAUGUGUUUUUAGGAUACAUAUGUAACAACAAAACAAAAAAACCCCCCCCCAAAAAAAAAACAGUGUG
Molecule: messenger RNA, 2967 nt
Organism: Podospora pseudocomata
Lineage: Eukaryota; Fungi; Ascomycota; Sordariomycetes; Sordariales; Podosporaceae
Exons: 3
Coding region: 598-2805 (735 amino acids)
Cellular component (GO): microtubule; cytoplasm; membrane
Molecular function (GO): GTP binding; microtubule binding; GTPase activity
Source: RefSeq, a predicted model, not a curated record